Messenger RNA from Etheostoma cragini (Arkansas darter), 5148 nucleotides. It is a transcript of the gene radil2a, whose product is annotated as RA_Radil_like and Myo5p-like_CBD_Rasip1 domain-containing protein. Lineage: Eukaryota; Metazoa; Chordata; Actinopteri; Perciformes; Percidae. Gene Ontology annotation, molecular function: GTPase binding. The transcript has 16 exons. The record is from RefSeq and is a predicted model, not a curated record. Gene Ontology annotation, biological process: substrate adhesion-dependent cell spreading; signal transduction; neural crest cell migration. The coding region runs from base 477 to 3908 and encodes 1143 amino acids. Gene Ontology annotation, cellular component: microtubule.
UGUCUCUCCUCAUUCAGUCCGGGCCAGGCUCCCAGGCUGACGGUAAGCUGGUUAACGGAUCUCACGGCUGUUAUUAUUAUGGAACGGGGAUAUGUUUCCCGUCACAAAUGGACAAACGGUGUGUGGAAAUGCCUCAACGUCUUAUUCUUCUGCUGAAUGAGCAUAUCAGUUUGGAUUUUAUCUUCAAGAAAGUUUAAAUCAACUGGCGCUCUUUUGAGUUCUCUUCUAACGUGUGUAGGAAUGUAAGCUAAUUUUCCCAACUUUUUUCUAAUGGAUACAGAGACAUUAUCGGAGUAUUUACAUACGUUUUUGUGAUGUUUUAGGGUAUUUCUUUUGAGGUGGAAGUGGACUAACGUUAUUCCAUCUCGUCUCGGACAGGUUUUCAUCACCUAACGUUAGCUAGCGGAAUGUUUUUUUCUGGCCAUCUCAACGGUUCCAGUAGUUUUGUUGCGUUUACGUGAAUUUUGAAAAUCAAAAUGAUUUCGGAGGAGAGAAGCAGCCACGUAAAUAAACAAGCCCUAAACUUCCCAGUGGGUUUACUGCUCCGCUCUCCAAAGAAGCGACUAGCCAAACUGGGGAGGAAACCCAGCAAUGGAUCUGUCCAGUCCAACAACUCGGACAUCACUAUCCGCUCCACAGAGAGUGUUGGUGUCCGGCAGCCGGCCAAGAGCAAAAUCCGCCGCCACAACAACAGGAUUUCAACUGUUUUUAACCACAGCCCAAACAGUGGACGCCGCCCCCAGGCACUGGGCAGCGGGCACCUGACUGCUGACUGCCAGGCUGCAGACGACCCGGCAGAGCUGUCCAGUCUGAUGUCUGUCCCUGGCAUCCUGAAGAUUUUUGGCAGCGACAUCUGUCAGGGGACCAACUAUAAGAGCGUGCUGGCCACCACACAGUCCAGUGCAGAGGAGCUGGUGAAGGAGGCCUUGGAGAGGUACUGCCUGGAGAAAGAAGACGCCAACAACUACGUUCUCUGCGAUGUGAUCGGCAAGACGGGCGCAGACAACCAGUGGAGGAGGGAGUGUUUCCGGGUGGUGGGGGACAACGAGAAGCCCCUCAUGCUGCAGUCACUUUGGAAACCCAAGGAAGGCUUCUCCAGGCGUUUUGAAAUCCAGCUGAGAGCGAGCGUUGAAGAGCAAAGCUUAAAGGACAGAGACACAGUCACAGCAGGCAUCAAUGCCCAGGCUCGUAAGCUCCAGAAGAGCCGCUCCAGAGUGACCUCGCUGUUUGUGGAUGGCAGCGGGGAGGAUGUGGACGGACUCAGCAUUUGGAGGAGUCUGAGCGAGAUGGAUCUGUCUGCGAUGGGGAAGGAGGCCAGCCGGGCCCAACAGAGCGCGCUCAGAGAGGAUCCAGAGGCCGAGGCUGACAAGGAGGUCCUGCGACUGGGCAUGGAAAAGGAGGAGACGGAGAGCAGCGACGACAACUCCACCCAGUACUCCAUUCACCCACCCUUUGACUUCCCAUAUUUCCUGCUACUGCAGGGCUACAGCCACAGACAGGAUUUUGUCAUCUACCUAAUGAGUGGGACCACCACUAUCUUUGGCUGCUGCAGGGAGCACUGUAACGGAGAAGACGAGGAAAGAUUAAAGGUGGACAUCCUUCUUUUUGCUCCAGAUGUGUUGCCUCAACACUGCUGUGUCAGACGCCUGGACUCCUCCACAGGGGAGCACAGGAAGACCUUGACAAUGCUAAAGCCCCUUCACGGUGCUCCUGUGACCAGAAAUGGUUUCCUCCUUAAAGAGGAGGUGGAACUGAACCCAGGGGACUUGGUGGGCUUGGGAAAACACUACCUGUUCAUGUUUAAGGAUCCUACCAGCACAUCGGGAUCCCCUCCCUGGAUGACCACACUCUGCCCGAACGCGGAUACAAAGACAUCAUCCUCUUGUUUAUCAUGUGGCUCCUCUGUUACCGUCAAAAAGCUCAAGAGAAAGCCUUUACCCCCUCUUUGGAGGGACCUGGAGGGCACAGAGGCCGUGGUAAUAUAUGAGCUAGAGCAAGAAGAGAGGGUCCUGCAGGAGAUUUUGGACAUGUUGGACCCCAGUGGAAGUGAACCAAAACUGACGCCUGCUUUCCUGCUGAGCCUCUGCAUUCAGCACUCAGCCGCCACGUUUGAGCUGACACACUUCAGGCAGCUUCUGCUCCGGAUAGCCAGCCAGAUCCAGCUCGUUAUGUGGGAGAAGACAAAGGAACUUGCAGCCAUCCAAACAGAAAUGAGCUCCAGUGACGGGCAGCACGAGCAUGUUCAGUUGCCCAGCAUGGAGGAGCUGAUCCCAGGUCUGCAGCCUCUGGUGCUGUGGAUGGCCAACUCCAUCGAACUGCUGCACUUCAUCCAGCAUGACGUCCCUCAGCUGCUGCCCUGGAGCCAGGGCCAGGAGGACGAAGGUCUGUUGGACUCUGAGAUGUCCUCUACUCGCACAGCCUGUGAGGAAGCCAUGACAGUCCUGGAGGAAGUCAUCAUGUUCACCUUCCAGCAGUCCGUCUACUAUCUAACAAAGAGUAUGUAUUCAACCUUGCCUGGUCUGCUGGAUGGCAACCCGUUCUCAGAGGGCGGUCAGCUGCGAGUGCCUGAUGGACUCGCCAGCAUCCUGGAGGUGCUGAAGGAAGCACUGAAGCUUCUCACAGCCUUCCAGGUCCACCCAGACAUCUCGCUACAACUCUGUGCCUACCUGUUCUUCUUCAUCAACGCAUCGCUGUUCAACGCCCUCAUGGAGAGAGGAUCUGUUGCUGGGUUCUACCAGUGGUCCCGGGGUGUUCAGAUCCGGGCCAACCUGGACCUGCUGAUGGACUGGAUCCAGAGCAUCGGUCUGGGCGAUCUGGCCAGCGAGUUCUUCCAGAAGCUUUCUGCUGCUGUCAAUCUGCUGGCCACACCCAAAGAAACACUCCUGCAGGCGUCCUGGGCCUCUCUUAGGACUGAAUUUGCUGCCCUGAACGCUGCUCAGCUUCACCACAUGCUGAGGGAGUACAGCUCGGUUAAAGCCUGUCCUGCCGGAUGGACCCCGUCCCCAGAUGAAGCAGAGGACACUGUCAGGACGGCCGACAUCCUGGAGAGCUUUGACAACCACCCACCGCUCAUCCUGCCCAGCAGCACCUUUCACCUGGAGCUGGGUAAACCCGUCGUGGAGCCCGCUCUGUUCCAACAGCUCGGUCAUCUGCAGGAGUUCAUACGCCGACUCCCCCUCAGGGAAACCCAAGUCGAGCCCGAUGCCGAGGAACAGGACUCUGCCCAUCAGGGGGUCUCUGACCCGGUUACCUGCCCCUCCCCUGAGUUAGACCGGGACUAUAGCCACGCUGCAGACCCGCCUCAGGCCAGAGAAUCACUUGGUGACCUGAAUGGCUGUGAGGCAGUCCUGACCCAGAAGCUGAGGAGCCUGGAGCUACAGAACACCCUCACAGGACAGGCUGACAUGACUUACCACAAGAGCCUGGCACUGGACCCGUCCUGCCUGCUGACGCCGCCCAACACCCCGCAGGGUAUGGAGUUGGCCGAGCUGGAGGCUGAUUUGCAGGAGGGCGCCCGCCAGCAGCAGAAAGCCAGUGGAUGUGAUGAGAGGAAGACCGAGAAUGUAGAAGAAAAAGAAGAUGAAGAAGAAGACAGGGAGGAAGUGUUCACGGCAGAGCUUCACAGAGGACCUCACGGUCUCGGCCUGGCGCUCGUGGACGGGACGAAAACGCAGCUGAGAAUAAGUGGCAUUUUUGUGAAGUCAGUGGUUCCCGACUCGCCUGCCGCUCAGUGUCAGAAACUGAGAACUGGCGACCGCAUCCUGGCUGUUAACGGCAUCAGUGUGGUCGGUAUGGAGUAUAACACUGGUAGAGAACUGAUCCGAUCAUCAGGAGACUCUCUCAGACUGCUGGUGGCCAAAAUCAACUCAAAGACGGGCAACAGGAGCUCGGCUACGACUAAAUGCUGAAGGAAGAGCUGCGCGUGGACAAUCAAGUGCAAUUGGGAAUACUGUGGGACGUUUGGUUCAUCUUACCUGCCGCAUCCAAGUCAAGUCAGUCUAUCUCACAGGAUUACGGAGAAACACAACCGGCUUCUGUUUUCAGUGCGUCGAGACAAUCCACCCAAAGCAGCAGGACUGACUCGAGACUGAGGGCACGGUCAAGAUUUUAAAAAGCUCGUUCUGCUGUGACAGCUCCUUUCUGCCCUAAAAACAAACUCUGCGACGGGCUCGCCUCCACACUCAUAAACCAUGAGGCUUUGGCAGUGGGGAAAGUAGCAGUUGUGAAACAUCUAUUUGAAUGUCUGAGUACACAGCAUUCUGUCUGAAGAGCUUCAUCAAGCUGCUCCACGAUCAAGAUUCAUGUCUGGCAACAACUGGAAUUAUUCAUUUGUUAAUGAUGGCUAUUUUGUUAUUUUAAUCGUGAAACAGUUUAUUUUACAAUGAAAGAACCUCCGUUUUACCCCAUUUUUUUCCUUAGCUAAAGUCUUACUAAGUAAAAGAUCUGUCAUUGGACAUCACCUACGGACAAAUAUAUUCAUUUAUAUUUGAUGUAAUGACAUACUGAGAUCAAGAGGAAUUAUCUAAACUUACCUUAUUUUUUUGUUGUUUUGAAGAAAAAAACAAGUCAGAAAAUAGGAUUUUUCUCUCUUGCAUUUUAGCAGUUUUUCAUUUUCAUUGUGGCCUUCAGCGCGUCGCACACAUCUUUCCACUGUGAAAGCUCCACUUUUAGAUGGCAUGACAGUAGUGAUCUGUUACAGCAGCAGGGCACGGUGAUGGGUAACAAUAAACGUCCAGGAUUAAACAACAAGAGUCAGGUUCAAACUUUUAACCUGACUGUCCUUUAAUCAGUUUUUAGACGUUGAAUCACGAAUGGAGGAACACUUUAUUGUAGCUAUCUGUGGGCAUCCAGAGCUCUGUAGUACUCUAUUGUUUACAGAGACUAGUAAAAGGAGCUUUCUGGGGGAAAGGUAAGUGUGGAAGUUGGACUACCUGGUUCUGAAAUUAUGUGUAGGUCGUUGUGUUGAUGCAGCAGUGUUAGCAAGCCCUGAUCGAUCAAAACUUUAUUUAGAAAACAAGCAUUCUAAAUGUUGUUUGUUUGUCGUCUUACAGACAGAUCCGACAACGUAGGAAUUCAGACUUUUUACAAAUGGGCAUCGUUAUUACAGUAUUUUGGCAUACUUUUGAUUCGUGUGUUGCAUUUAAAAAA